Molecule: messenger RNA, 1646 nt
Organism: Rhodamnia argentea
Lineage: Eukaryota; Viridiplantae; Streptophyta; Magnoliopsida; Myrtales; Myrtaceae
Product: leucine-rich repeat receptor-like kinase protein THICK TASSEL DWARF1
Exons: 1
Coding region: 90-1340 (416 amino acids)
Molecular function (GO): protein binding
Source: RefSeq, a predicted model, not a curated record
AAUCCAUGUAAACUGACAACCUCUGCAUCGUCACCACCUUCACUCCCCUCCUCUCCUCUUUUUCACUUUCACUCCCCACCACAUUGCCCAUGGCCACGCCCCACUCCCUUCUCGCCUCCCUCCUCCUCCUCGCCGCACUCCUCCUCGCCCUCCCGCCCCCGUCCCUCCAGCUGCGGAUCGCCGCCGCCGACCUCGCCGCCCUCCUCGCCGUCAAGAACAGCCUCACCGACCUCCCCGGGGCCGCCUUCUUCUCCUCCUGGGACUUCGCCGCCCCCGACUCCUGCUCCUCCUUCGCCGGCGUCACCUGCUCCCCCUCCGGCCGCGUCACCGCCCUCUCCCUGGGCUCCGGCGGCCUCUCCGGCUCCCCGGGCCUCGCGGGCUCCCUCUCCCCGUCCCUCGCCCGCCUCACCGAGCUCACCCAGCUGAUCCUCUCCCCCGGCAUCGUCACCGGCCCGAUCCCCCCGCAGCUCGGCCGCCUCCCCGGCCUCCGCGUCCUCUCCCUCACCAACAACCGCCUCACCGGCCCGAUCCCAGCCUCCCUUGCAGCGCUCCCGGGCCUCCACACUCUCGACCUGAGCUACAACCAGCUCGCUGGGACGAUCCCGCCGGGCCUCCCUGCCGUGCCAGGUCUCAAAGUCCUGAUCCUGGCUUCGAACCGGCUCUUCGGCCGGGUGCCACCCGUCUCGGCGCGGGUCCUCCACCUGGACCUGAGGAAGAACCGGCUCUUCGGCCCGGUGCCUCCGCUACCACCCACGCUCCGAUACCUGUCGUUCUGCGGGAACGCGAUGUGGGGCCCACUUAACGGCCUUGCAUCGCUCUCGGAGUUAGUGUACCUCGACCUCAGCAUGAACCGUUUCGGUGGGCCCAUCCCGCCCUCCCUCUUCUUCACCCCGACCCUCCAAUCAAUGCUCUUGCAACGGAACAAUCUCUCCGGUGGGGUCCCCGCCUCCGCCGGAUCCUCCGCCACAUCCUACGGCCCCGGAUCGAUCGUGGACCUGAGCCACAACGCCCUGACCGGGGAGCUGUCGACUGCCCUCGUCGGGGUCGAGAGCCUGUACUUGAACAACAACCGUCUGACGGGGAGCGUCCCCGAGGAGUACGCCAAGAGCGUGUUCCAGGGUCGCACCCGGACGCUGUACCUGCAGCACAACUACAUCUCCGGGUUCCCGUGGGAUCGCAGGAUGGCGGUGCCGGACACGACGGCGGUCUGCCUGUCGUACAACUGCAUGGUGCCGCCCGUGGGGCUCGAGGGCUGCCCCGCCAGCGCCGGGUCACAGCUGUCGCGGCCCGCCUCGCAGUGCUCGGCGUUCCGCGGUGGCGGAGAAAGCCCUCGAGAUUGAUGGUUUGGUCGGUGGCAACGGAACACGUUGGUCCAAGGUGUCAUACGAGGUUUCCAAUACAUCAUUAACUUGUAGAUUGGGGGUUACUUUGGUUAACUCAUUCUAUUUUUUUUUCCCUUUUUCCUUCUUUUUUCAUUUAAAUUUUUUACUAAAAGAGGGUUAUAACUUGCUUUGGAUUUUUUUUUAUGGGGUUUUUCUUUUUAUUAAUUUUGUUAGUGUAUGUCAAUAGACAAAAGGGUAGUGAUGGGUGUGAUGAAUUUGAUACAUCAUUAAUGAGAAAAGGGGUGGUGAAGGACAUCUGUUUCC